AUGUCAAAGAGUAUCAAGGCACUUAGUUUGAAGGGUAAACAAGACUGGGACACAUCAGUCUACUGUUUCUCCCGUAACAACCGCAACAACAUGUUAUGGGAGAAGGACGGAGCCACCAAAUCAACAUUGAAGCAUUUCUUCCAAAAGCACUUGACAUCAACCCCUGCCUUCCGACAUUCACCAUCCAAGGUCACUAUUCAACUUUACUACUAUGCUGAUCCUGCAUUUGGCCAUGUAGCUGAUUUUAAGCUUGAACCAUUGGAAAAACUCAUCACAUCACUUUAUCCCGGUAAAUUUGUCGAUUUACGUUUCACUCAAGUCCACUAUCCUUAUAUGAACGCUGAAAUUUUGGCACAAUACUUGACAAUCAAUUCUGAAAGAAUUGGAUGGUCUCAACUAACUCGUCGAUUCAUGAAGGGUGUUCCCUUGGUCAAGCCACCUCUUCCUCACAAUAUGCCUUUUGCAGUUCAAUGGAACAGUUUAUUACCUCAAGUGUCAAAUGGACAAUUGACAUCAGCUAUUCAAGGUAUCAAGUAUGAAGUGUCAGGUCGUCUUGGACGUAGAAAGGGUGCUUCCAGAACACAGGUUAUGCGCAAAUCACUCGGUACUUUCCAAUUCACUAGCCACAAGUCUUUGGUUGAUGUUGGUCGUCAUACAUUUGCAAACAAGAAUGGUAGUAUCACUGUCAAGGUUUGGAUUGCUUCUGCAUUAUUUGGUGUCAACGCAAUGGCAAAGUUGGGUAAAAAGGCUCUUGAGAAGAGUGCUGCUGCUGCAAAGCUCUAA
Messenger RNA from Mucor velutinosus, 783 nucleotides. RefSeq lists its product as uncharacterized. The transcript has a single exon. Lineage: Eukaryota; Fungi; Mucoromycota; Mucoromycetes; Mucorales; Mucoraceae. Gene Ontology annotation, biological process: translation. The record is from RefSeq and is a predicted model, not a curated record. Gene Ontology annotation, molecular function: structural constituent of ribosome. Bases 1 to 783 code for a protein of 260 amino acids.